This is a messenger RNA of Mytilus trossulus (common blue mussel), 3675 nucleotides long. RefSeq names its product sodium- and chloride-dependent neutral and basic amino acid transporter B(0+)-like. Gene Ontology annotation, biological process: sodium ion transmembrane transport. Bases 194 to 2128 code for a protein of 644 amino acids. The record is from RefSeq and is a predicted model, not a curated record. Gene Ontology annotation, molecular function: L-amino acid transmembrane transporter activity. Gene Ontology annotation, cellular component: plasma membrane. Lineage: Eukaryota; Metazoa; Mollusca; Bivalvia; Mytilida; Mytilidae. The transcript has 15 exons.
ACCUGUUAUUUUCCACGCUUGACUGAUUCACGGACUGAUUCACAAUUAUUUACACAUGCUAGUCAUGAUUUAAGGAAUACCUGUAUUUCAUUUAUUUCAUUCUGUACCUGAAACUUGGUGAAAGCAGUCACACUUAUAAUUGAUUUUGUUGGAGAUACAAUUCUUUUGAAAACUUCGUAAAACUGUCUUUACCAUGUCGUUAGACACAAAAGAUAGCUACAAUAUAAAUAAUGGCUUAAAAGAAAGGAAUGGAGAUGUUGAUGUAAAUGUUGAUGAAGAUACUGAAGAUAGAGGACAAUGGGGCUCCAAAUGGGAGUUUAUUCUGUCUUGUAUUGGGCUUUCUGUAGGAUUAGGAAACGUGUGGCGUUUCCCUUACCUGGCAUAUGAAAAUGGAGGAGCUGCCUUCCUGAUUGCUUAUUUAGUCCUACAGUUCCUGAUAGGAAAGCCCAUGUACUUCAUGGAGUUAGUUAUGGGUCAGUUCUCUGGUUUAGGACCAACAGGGGUUUGGAAAAUGAACCCAAGUGCUAAAGGUAUUGGUAUAUCUAUGGCUCUCAUAUCCCUAGUAGUGGCAAUCUACUAUAACGUGAUCAUGGCCUAUACACUGAUCUACUUCUUCUCCUCCAUGCAGAAAACUCUACCAUGGACUGUUUGUGAAGAUGCAUGGUUACCAUUAGGAUGUGUAGAGCAGUCGACACAGAGAUUAGACUAUUGCUCUAUGAACAUUACACAAUUAUUGACCGAUAACAAAGCCUGUAGAUGUUUUUUGAACGGGACAGAUUCUUUAUUGUCCGACCAGGGAUUUAACUGUACUAAUGUCACAUACCAAGGAGACGUCCCAGUACCUGUAGCACAGCUCUAUUUUGAUAAAACUGUAAUAAACAAGGCUGACGAUUUCUAUCCUGAUACAGGAAAUCCACAAUGGAAGUUAGCACUCUGUCUUCUGUUGUCGUGGAUUGUUGUUGUUCUCUGUUUAGUAAGGGGAAUUAAGUCUUCAGGAAAAGUUGUAUAUUUCACAGCCACUUUCCCAUAUGUUAUAUUGUUGAUAUUGUUGAUCCGUGGAGCUACACUAGAUGGCGCUAUUGAUGGAAUAAAAUAUUUUUUGAUACCUGAAUGGUCCAAACUAGCAGAUCUAAAGGUAUGGGUUGCUGCAGCAGGACAGAUGUUUUUCUCUCUCAGUGUGUCCUUUGGUGGAAUUAUAAUGUUUGGAAGUUACAACAAAUUUAGUAACAAUGUAUAUGGUGAUGCCUUGUUAAUCGCUGUAAUGGAUCUGGUUACCAGUAUAAUAGCUGGUUUUGUCAUUUUUACAACAUUUGGAGCAUUAGCUAAGAAAACAGGACUUCAAGUCUCAGAAGUUGCCAGGGGAGGUUAUGGAUUAGCCUUUGUAGCCUACCCUGAGGCAUUGUCUAACCUACCUCUACCUCAAUUAUGGUCGGUUUUGUUUUUCUUCAUGUUGUUUACACUUGGGCUUGACAGUGAGUUUGCUUUAUUGGAAACAGUUUUGACAUGUAUACAGGAUGAGUUCCCAAAACUCAGAAAAUAUAAAAGUCACAUGUGUAUUGGUUUGGGAGUGAUAUGUUUCUUUUUGGCUUUACCAUGUGUUACACCAACAGGAGAUUACAUAGUAGGAUUAAUGGACAGUUAUGGCGCUGAUUUCUCUGUAUUGUGUGUAGCCACUUGUGAAUGUGUAUCUGUACUAUGGGUUUAUGGAGUGACAAGAUUUAUUAGAGAUAUUGAAUUUAUGUUGGGUAAAACCCCAGCACCAACUACAUACUGGUUGUUUUGUUGGGUGUUAGCUUCACCACUUCUUAUUGGGGGUCUGUUUGCAUACCGUCUGAUUGAGUAUGUACCACCUAAAGUCAAAGAUGGAGUAUUUUUCCCAGAUUUCGCCCAGAUUAUUGGAUGGUGUGUGACUGCCGUAGUGUUAUGUCCUAUACCUUUGUACUUUGUUUAUAAAUUCAUCAUAACACCUGGCAAAGUCACUGAAAGACUAAGAAUAGUAACAACGCCAACAGCUGACUGGGGACCCAAUACCAAGGAAAAAGUAUACAAUCCUGAAGCACAUUUAAUGUCAACAGGCAUUGGAAGAAAAGGAGAUUAUGCUUAUGACAAUCCUGCUUCACAAUUAUAAACUAUAGCAAUAUUAGAACCAUAAAGAUUGUUUCUCUUUGAAGUAUAUUUCAAAAUGAAUGCAUCACACAUAGUUUCAGGGUACUUGUAUAACAAAGAAAUGCAGAGCUAUUUUUAAUUUUUACUCAAUAGUGGAGAAUUUUGUGAAUAUGACAGAAAACCAUCACAAAUAUAUUGUAAAUCCGUCUACUCCCUGAUUUUUUCAGUAUUUUAAUCAAUUCCAACAUAAUUUUAGUGCUGAAUUUUGAAAUGUACAUAGUUUUACAUUUUUUUAUUACUUUAAAUACAAGAACUAUAAAAUAUUUUUAAAGUGAAUUUAUCAAUUGUUUGAAAAAUUACAUUUCUUUGAUUCUAUAUGACUUUAUUUUUUAACUUAAAACUCCUUCAUUUUUUAUAAGUGAUUUUAAAAAGUGAUGAAUUGAGAAAUUUUAUGAUUUUAAUUUGUUUUUGUUUUUUAAAGACUGCUUUUUUAAAAGAUGAAUAUCAAAGAUAGAAUUGUUAUGAAACUAAAUACAAAACUAUUCUUUAUUAAAGUAGAAUGAAGUUAUAAAGUAAAAUAAUGAUUUUGCUAAUAUUUCAAAUGUUGCAUACAAUAGAUACCUCAUUUGUGUUAUUUAUUUUAAGGAACCAAUUCAUUGAAAUGUUGUAAUUAAAGUUUUGUCUUCUCUUGAUUGUACUGCAUUUUCAAUGCAAAAUUAACCAUUUUUUCAAUGCAGGUUAAAUUUACAUCUUUACACAAAUUAUUAAUCAUCCAGAUUUACCUAAAAUUGAGAAAUUUUAAAUUUGGAAUCAUCGAAACAAUAUUUUUCUUUUUUAGUUUGAAUCAUCAAAAAGAUUUUUUUACAAAAUCAAUGAAAUUUAUACCAGAAUCAAGGGAGUAUUUAAUAAUCAUGUCUGCAUGAGUUUGAUAUAAAGAUGUUCACACUUUCAUGACAUUCCUUUAAAAUAUGACCUUUUUAUAUGUAUAUAAUUUCCUUUCUACAAUUUUAUAGUUGUUAAACAUAUCAAACAAGAUUUUUUUACAUAUUAUAUAUAUCUACAUUUGUACAUAUCAUGUAUAUCAAUUCAUAACGAGGAAAUUUCUAUGUUUUGCUGAUUAAUACAUCUUAGGUCUGGAUUUAUCUAGUUUUAUUAUAUAGAUUGGGCAACGGAUUCAUGUGGUAAUUUUCUUGUAUCCAUGUCUCCAAAUAUUACAUAACUAUUAAAAGUAGAUUGAAACUAAAAUUCAUAUUAGCUUAUAUAUUUAACUUUGUUUGGUAUGACUUUACAUGUUACAAAAUCAUUCUUUUACUAAAAAGAUAACUGUCAAUAGUAAUUGCACUAAACCAGAAGAUUUUACAAAGCAGAAUUUAAUUGAUAAAGAGUAUUAUAUUUUAUAUUGGAGAUUGUUUUUUUUAAACAGAAAUAUUUUUAAGAUAGUUUCCGUAUUUUUAUUUUCAUCCACAUGUGAUUUGUUGGUGAUAUUUUAUUGUUAUUGAUAUUGUUGAAAUCCAUGAAUCGAUUGUUUGUACAGUUAUCUCAUUCAAAAUAAAUAGAUACAAACAUUUA